AUGUCCAUGCAAUUAAACCUUCAGCUUUACCACACUACAGCAUCCUCGAGGAGCAUGAAAGGACGUGUGAGCGUGAACAAUUUCGGCACUUGUGUAGAUUAUUUCUGCAGAAAGUCUGACACAAGAACACUAAAGAAGCUGGCGUUCGCCAUUGGCUCAAAAGAAGGCUCUACAAAAUCCGCGAUUCGUUCCAACAUUGUGACGCAGUGCGCGAUUCUCGAGCAAUUAGCGUCACUCCGCAAUAUCAAUGGAAGUCUUACGAUUACUGCAAUUGACAUGGGGAUAGACAACUUUGCCCACUGCCGGCUGGACUGGUCUGCGACCGCGCCGCGUCCUCAAUUACUUGAGUGGGGAAAGCUUCAGCUCUCUGGUAAAUCCAUUGGACUUGACGACGACAAGAUCCCCUUCACACCAGAGAACAUGUCGCGUUUAGGUUAUAAGCUUACAGAGCAAUUGACGCGUAAUACUUCAGAUGCAUUUGUGCUCGAGCGCCAACGCACCCGCACCAUGGGCUCUUCGAAUGUUUUCGAGCCUGUUCUGCGCGUCAAUACGCUUGAACACGUUCUCUUUUCAAAUUUAUUCGGUCGUUUGCAGCCGAAGCAUGGGAAGCGUGCUGGUUCGCCGUCAGAAUACUUGGUAUGCUCUUCAGAUCCAAAAAGAAUGACCGAGUACUGGUGCAAACAUAUGCCGUCGCGGAGUAAAGCGGUGACAAAAGCAGAAAUCAAUCUGGUGCCAGCUACGAAGAAGCCUCUGCCGGCGCAGGUCACCAAAAAGUUAAAGAUAGCGCUUGCGCACUCUUUGGUGAGUGACGCGGCCACCUCCCAGUCCUUGCAUAAGCUUUCUCUCCCAAGUAAUCUCGUCUCUAGUUUUAGGUCACAAACGCUGAAUAAGAAGAUUAGUCUCUUCGAUGGGCUGGGUUUGAGUGAAGACGCAGGUAAGAAUAAAGAAGAUGACCUUGCAGAUUCACUCUUGCAUGCAUUGGCUUGGUUCGACUGGGUCAACACGUUUGACGAACUAACUAAGGUUAUACGAUCAAAUGGCACCGAAGGUCCAGUGGCGCUCGCAGCAUUCAAUGCAUUCGUGAAACAGAAAAAUGCAGAUAUCCUGUCUUUUUCUAAAACUUGCAUCCCUAACCAAUAA
This is a messenger RNA of Lachancea fermentati, 1140 nucleotides long. NCBI's taxonomy places the organism in Eukaryota, Fungi, Ascomycota, Saccharomycetes, Saccharomycetales, Saccharomycetaceae. The record is from the annotation of a GenBank genome assembly.